CUUUUUGGCAGCUGAGUUGAGAGAGAAUAGACAAGCUGCACCUUGCUUGUGUUUCAGGAAAUUAAAUUCCUUCGUUACUAUCAUUUUAUCUUCAUCGCUAUUUCACUUCCAUUAAAAUUUCGACAAAACUAAUCCUGCUUUCAAACAUUCUGGUUACCGUAAUCUAGGGUUUUUAGUAAACUAAAUUUCUAGGGUUUAGUUUAAUCUAAGCAUGGCACCGGAUCCAAACAGCGCCAGCGGCAGCGGAACAAGAGAUGAGACUUCCGUCAAGGUCCCGGCCAAGGAUCCAAAGAAGAAGGACGAGAAGAAGGACGAGGAUCUGUCGGAGGAGGAUUUGGCUCUGAAGCAGCAGCUGGAGUUGUAUGUAGAAAGGGUUCAGGAUCCUGAUCCCGGGUUGCAGAAGGUAGCCCUUGAGAGUAUGAGGCAGGAAAUUCGAACCUCAACUAGCUCCAUGACUUCAGUUCCAAAGCCAUUGAAGUUUCUUCGUCCACAUUAUGGAACUCUAAAAGCAUACUACGAAACAAUGGGGGAUUCAGACCUGAAGAAAUACCUGGCAGAUAUACUUUCUGUUUUGGCCCUGACCAUGUCUGCUGAGGGAGAACGGGAGAGCUUAAAGUACAGAUUGUUGGGUUCAGAAGGUGAUAUUGGUUCAUGGGGCCAUGAAUAUGUCAGGAACUUGGCCGGAGAAAUUGCACAAGAGUAUACAAAGCGACAGAGUGAUGAGGCACCAAUUGAUGAUUUAAUGGAACUUGUACAAGAAAUUGUUGCUUUUCACAUGAAGCACAAUGCUGAACCUGAGGCUGUCGAUCUGUUGAUGGAGGUUGAAGACCUUGAUCUGUUGGUUGAGCAUGUGGACUCUACAAAUUUCAAGAGGACUUGUCUAUACCUCACCAGUGCAGCAAGAUACCUACCUGGACCAGAUGACAUGUUAGUUCUGGAUAUUGCAUACAUGAUCUAUCUGAAAUUUGAGGAAUAUCCGAAUGCACUUCAGAUCGCGCUGUUCCUUGAUAACCUGCAGUAUGUGAAGCAGAUCUUUACAUCAUGCGACGAUCUGCUGCGGAAGAAGCAAUUUUGUUACAUCCUUGCUCGUCAUGGUGUCUCAUUUGAGCUUGAUGAUGAUAUGGUUGCCGAUGACGAUGAUCGAUAUGUACUGCAGGAUAUUAUCAACAACAUCAGAUUUAGUGAAGGCUAUCUCACCCUUGCACGUGAUAUUGAGGUUAUGGAGCCCAAAUCUCCUGAAGAUAUUUACAAGGCACACUUGCUUGAUGGCAGGGCUAGUGCUGGUGCAAGUGUUGAUUCAGCCAGGCAGAACUUGGCUGCGACAUUUGUGAAUGCAUUUGUAAAUGCGGGCUUUGGUCAGGAUAAAUUAAUGACUGUCCCAUCAGAUGCUUCAAGUGGUGCAUCAGCAAACUGGCUUUUUAAAAAUAAGGAGCAUGGGAAGAUGAGUGCUGCAGCAAGUCUGGGCAUGAUUUUACUGUGGGAUGUCGAUUCUGGGCUUGCCCAAAUUGAUAAGUAUUUCCACAGCACUGACAAUCAUGUAAUUGCUGGAGCAUUGCUGGGGGUUGGCAUUAUCAACUGUGGUGUUAGAAAUGAUUGUGAUCCUGCAUUGGCACUUUUAGACGACUAUGUUAACAAAGAAGAUCCAUCAGUCCGAAUCGGUGCAAUAAUGGGCCUGGGAAUUGCAUAUGCUGGUACUCAGAAUGAUCAGAUAAGGAGUAAGCUAACUGCCAUACUUAAUGAUGCAAAAGCGCCCCUUGAUGUGAUUGCUUUCAGUGCCAUCUCUUUGGGUUUGAUAUAUGUGGGUUCCUGUAAUGAAGAGGUCGCUCAGGCUAUUAUAUUUGCUUUGAUGGACCGAAGUGAAUCAGAAUUAGGGGAACCCCUCACUCGGUUUUUACCUCUUGGUCUCGGUCUUCUUUACCUGGGGAAGCAGGAAAGUGUGGAGGCAACAGCUGAAGUCUCAAAGACAUUCAAUGAUAAGAUAAGAAAGUAUUGUGAUAUGACACUUCUUUCUUGUGCCUAUGCUGGAACUGGAAAUGUCCUCAAGGUUCAAAACCUUCUGGGUCAUUGUGCCCAACAUCUUGAGAAGGGUGAAACCCACCAGGGACCUGCUGUUCUUGGAAUAGCUAUGGUAGCUAUGGCUGAAGAAUUGGGUGUUGAGAUGGCAAUUCGAUCAUUGGAGCACCUUUUGCAGUAUGGAGAGCAGAAUAUUCGUCGGGCAGUUCCAUUGGCACUUGGUCUCCUCUGUAUAUCAAACCCAAAGGUUAAUGUUAUGGACACCUUGAGCAGGCUCAGCCACGACACUGAUUCAGAAGUAGCAAUGGCAGCAGUUAUCUCCUUAGGUUUGAUUGGUGCAGGAACCAACAAUGCUCGAAUAGCUGGCAUGCUUCGCAAUCUCUCAAGCUACUACUACAAAGAUGCCAACCUUCUAUUCUGUGUCCGAAUUGCUCAAGGUCUAGUACAUUUGGGAAAGGGUCUAUUAACUCUCAAUCCGUACCAUUCAGACCGCUUCUUGCUAUCACCGACUUCGUUGGCUGGUAUAGUGAUCAUGCUGUUUGCAUGUCUUGAUAUGAAAGCGAUCAUUGUGGGGAAAUAUCAUUAUGUUCUAUACUUCCUUGCUUUGGCAAUGCAGCCAAGAAUGUUAAUGACUGUGGAUGAGCAUCUCAAACCUUUAUCUGUACCUGUCCGGGUGGGACAAGCAGUCGAUGUUGUUGGCCAGGCUGGUCGACCCAAGACCAUCACUGGUUUCCAGACCCACUCAACACCUGUGCUUCUUGCUGCUGGUGAUAGAGCGGAGUUGGCUACUGAAAAAUAUAUCCCCCUUUCGCCAAUUCUUGAGGGCUAUGUCAUCUUAAAAGAAAACCCAGAAUAUAGAGAGGAACACUAAUUUUGUUAUCCAAGUGGAAGUGGAGCUCAUUUAUUUAGGUGCCUGCAGCAACCUUGCCUAUUGGUUUCAAGUUCAUACUCAUAGAAAGUUCACUUGGAACUUAGAAGAAACUUUGGGUGAACUUUGGAUUUA
Molecule: messenger RNA, 3016 nt
Organism: Pistacia vera
Lineage: Eukaryota; Viridiplantae; Streptophyta; Magnoliopsida; Sapindales; Anacardiaceae
Product: 26S proteasome non-ATPase regulatory subunit 2 homolog A
Exons: 25
Coding region: 212-2884 (890 amino acids)
Biological process (GO): regulation of protein catabolic process; proteasome-mediated ubiquitin-dependent protein catabolic process
Cellular component (GO): nucleus; proteasome regulatory particle, base subcomplex; proteasome complex
Molecular function (GO): enzyme regulator activity
Source: RefSeq, a predicted model, not a curated record